AUGCCUUCCGAUGCGGCACAUGACCCUUUUGAGCGUGAAGAUGCCCCGUUCUUGCAGUCCUCUGAGGGUGACAACUCCCCGAUCUCGCCCCUCGACGAACCGAAACACCAUAAUUCGGAAGAGAGGGAUCCAGCAUCGCAGAAGCUCCGGCUGCGGUUACUCCUUACCCUCUUCGCCGUCGUGCUCGCCGUGGAAAUGGGUCUGAACAUGGCCGACAGCCCUAUGGUCCGGAUCUACGAGUCGAUUACCUGUCGCCAUUAUUAUGCCCAGCAUGAUUCGUCGCAGAUUGGUGCGGAUGGCCAGGUUGAGGAGGAGCUGUGUAAGGUGAAGGACGUGCAGACUGAGCUGGCGGCUGUGAAAGGGUACAUGGAGUUCUUUGAUGGGUUGUUGAGCGUCUUCCUUGCAAUUCCUUACGGCCUGCUCGCGGAUAGGUACGGACGAAGGUGGGCCAUCUGCCUCAGUGUCCCCGGCUUUGUCCUGAACUCCGCCAUCAUCACUCUUGUGAUGUGGUUCUCUGAUAUAUUCCCUUUGCGCGCGGUAUGGCUGUCAUCUCUGGCGUGGUUGUGCGGUGGUGGUCCUGUCGUUGCGUUCGCGAUUAUUUGGACGAUGAUGUCGGAUGUGACGACGGAAGAUGAGCGAGCUUCGAUUUUCUUCAAAUUCGCGAUCGUCACCAUGGGUGGUGAACUCAUAUCCAACGCGCUUGGUUCGUGGCUAAUGGCCAUGAAUCCUUGGAUUCCCAUGUUACUCGGUUUCACUCUGGCCUUUGUAGGCAUGCUCUUCGUAUUAACGCUCCCGGAGACCAUGCCUGUAUCGCCUUCAAAGGCCAAUCAGCCGGAAAUGACGGCUGUGGAAAUGGGACAUUUGAAUGGUAGCCGCAGGGAGCCAUACAAGGACGACAGCGAAGAUGAGCACGCGUUCACAGAGAAGACCAGGACUACGUCCAGCAGCCGAUCUCUCUUCUUCACUCUCUAUACGAGAUGUCGAAACUACUUCGCACCUUAUGCCUUCAUAUUCCGCAACAAGCAGAUCCUUCUUCUUCUCGCAGCAUUCCUGGUCUACCGCCUCAGUCGAGGCUCAUCAUGGUUCCUUGUCCAGUAUAUUUCCACCCGAUACUCCUGGUCCUUGGCAGAGGCCAACUUCCUCAUGUCCCUCCGGCCUUGUCUCACCAUUCCACUUUUCCUCUUCAUCCUCCCUGGAAUCUCCAAAUAUGCCCUCCGAAAUUUCCGCACCUCUCAGAAGAAUCUCUAUCUCGCCCGUGCCAGCGUUUUCACUCUGUCCGUAGGCACAUUAGGCGUUGGUAUCUCCCCAAACGUCACCUCAUUCAUCCUAAGCAUGACCGUCCAGGCCUCUGGAGCGGGAUUCCUCUUCCUGACACGGGCACUACUCACAGUGCUAGUGAGACGAGAAGAAACCGCACGGUUAUUUACAAUCAUGGAGCUGCUACAGUCCGUGGGCAACGUGAUUGCCAGUUUAUCUAUCACAAAAGUCUUUCAAAUUGGCUUGGAGUUGGGUGGUCCUUGGAUUGGGCUUGCUUGGAUGAUGACGAGCACGGCGUUUGCCCUGGUGGGUGUGUCCAUUUGGAUGUUCCGGUUGCCUCCUGUGACAAAGGCGAGGGAGGAAGAAACUGAAAGGGAGCCUUAUUCCUUCCUCACCCCUGCCUCUUUGCUCUCGGCUACUACUCGAUUUCAUAUCGCGCGCAAACCGUUGAGUCGAGUCAAGCUUACACCCGACGUCACUCACAUGGAGAAGUUCUCCCAAUUCCGGGAUCGAGGAUCCGGAAUCGCACCGUUCCUCCCGAUUCCCGCCCAACCGUCGGGCUACCAACUCCCUCUGCGCGUGUUCCUGUUCUUCUUCCGCCUCCCGCUCUUCAUCUUUGUGUGCUUCACCUACUUUGCCAUUUUACAAUGGUUUCCGAUCGGGUCGCUGGGGAAGAAGGCGUCGCUAUGGUGUAUUCUGGGGGUACCUAGUAUUUGGUGGAUUGACCUCCAGAUUGAUGGGGUGCGAAAAGGAUCGCUUUCAAGACAGCAGCAGGCUCGUCUCCCCGGUCCAGGAUCAAUUAUCGCUUCGUCCUUUACCUCUCCCAUCGACGCCAUAUACUUAGCCGCCAUCUUCGAUCCUAUCUUCACCGCAUCAUUCCCUAAUACCCGCCAGGUCGAACACAUCUCCCUCCUCCAGGCAAUUCUUCGCGCGUUCGCACAGCCCCGCGUCAGUCCACCUCCCGGGACACGGAUGGUCGAUGUCUCGACACUUUUGGAGAAAUACCCCAACCGACCAAUCGUGACCUUCCCCGAAUGCACGACCACAAACAGCCGCGGUAUCUUGCCUCUCAGCCAUUCGCUACUGGGUGCGCCCCCGCAGACGAAGAUUUUCCCUGUGAGCCUGCGAUAUACCCCUGUGGAUGUUGUCACGCCGCUGCCGGGAACCUAUCUGAGCUUCCUAUGGACGCUGUUGAGCAGGCCAACUCACUGUAUACGUGUUCGCGUUGCCGAGUCGGUGGUUAGUGGAGCGGGAGCGGGCAUGAGUCAGGUCAGCAAGAGCAUGAAGCAGGAAAGAGUUGGGAGCCCCGAGGCCGCGAUUACUCCAGCUGAGAAGGGAUUGUUGGAUAAUGUGGGUGAAGCACUGGCUCGAUUGGGUCGCGUCAAGCGUGUCGGAUUGGGGGUCAAGGAGAAGCAGGACUUUGUACGGAUGUGGACUAAGACGCGACGGACGUGGUAG
Molecule: messenger RNA, 2715 nt
Organism: Aspergillus ruber CBS 135680
Lineage: Eukaryota; Fungi; Ascomycota; Eurotiomycetes; Eurotiales; Aspergillaceae
Product: putative MFS transporter
Exons: 6
Coding region: 1-2715 (904 amino acids)
Biological process (GO): transmembrane transport
Cellular component (GO): membrane
Molecular function (GO): transmembrane transporter activity
Source: RefSeq, a predicted model, not a curated record